AAUGGAGAAGCCCGAGUCUUUCCCAUGGGACAUGGGAGUCUUCGACGCGCAUUGCCAUCCCACAGACACAAUGUCCAGCAUCGCAAGCAUCCCGUCCAUGAGAGCACGCUGCCUAACAGUAAUGGCAACACGACAUCAAGACCAAACGCUCGUCGCGCAGACCGCCAAAACCCACGGCGUCAAGUCUGCGGAUCCAAACUCGUGGGCGAAGGAAGAAUGCGUGGUACCGUGUUUCGGAUGGCAUCCGUGGUUCGCGCACAUGAUGUACAUUGACGACGAAGACAACGACGACAAUGAAGGUAUAGAGAACACCUCGCCUCAGUCUGCGGAGCACGACCUAGAUGGAUCUACUAAACAACACUCUUCCACAACCACAUCCAACAGCAACGAUGAAAGAUUGAAUAAAGCGUCUCCUGAACCCCUCGAAGGAGCCCAGAAAUUGGCACACUACACAUCCAUCCUACACCCGACCCUAACCCCGCAAAAUUCCUCUUCCUCUCUCCUAUCCCUUCUCCCCUCCCCUUAUUCUUUCUCAUCCUAUCUCUCGCAAACCCGCCAACACCUCCUCGCGCACCCCUACGCGCUCGUCGGCGAAAUCGGGCUAGACAGAUCCUACCGCAUCCCAGAGCCCUGGCCAUCCAACAGCAUUGCCAACGACGGAUCCAGAGGAGCGAGAGAAGAAAAAGAGGGAGAGGAGUCGCUAACGCCCGGCGGCCGCGAAGGGCGCCGCCUAACCCCAUUCCGCUGCUCCCCAGCACACCAGAAACGCAUUUUCCGCAAACAACUACAACUCGCCGCGGAACUGGGGAGGGGGGUCAGCGUGCACGGGGUGCAGGCGCAUGGACUUGUGUAUGAGGUGCUGAGCUCGCUGUGGGAAGGGCGCGAGAAGGUUGUUUUGAGUAAGCGCGAGGCGAGAAGGAGGGAGAAACAGCAAGCGUUGGACAGAAACGAUCAUAACGAUGAAGAGGAAGAGGAAGAAGAGAGAUCAAAGGGAGAUGAAGAAGAAGAAGGGGGAAAAGGAGCAGAUGUGCCCUACCCCCCACGCAUCUGUCUACACUCGUACUCGGCGCCCCUCCCCCACCUGAAAUCAACAUACUUCUCCCCCACCAUCCCCGCGGACAUCUUUCUCUCUUUCUCCUCGGCAAUCAACCUCUCUUCCGUACCCUUCGAACCCUCUACCUCUCCUUCUUACGCGGGCAACAUGGAAGACACACCGCAAGCCUUCAUCACCAUGAUCCGCGCCAUCCCCUCGCACAUGCUGCUCGUGGAAUCGGACCUGCAUACCGCGGGAGCGGAGAUGGAUCAGAGGCUGGAGGAUAUUGUUAGGAGGGUGUGUUGGUGUAAAGGGUGGGGGUUGAGGGAAGGGGUGGAGGUGUUGAGAGGGAAUUGGGGGAGGUUUGUUUUUGGGGACGAGUGGGAGAGGAGGGGUACGAGAGAAGAUUAA
Messenger RNA from Periconia digitata, 1444 nucleotides. NCBI's taxonomy places the organism in Eukaryota, Fungi, Ascomycota, Dothideomycetes, Pleosporales, Periconiaceae. The record is from the annotation of a GenBank genome assembly.